GGAAGUUACGUUACUUCCGAGAGUCGCGUUGGCGUUUUCUAAACACAGACAGACAUUUCGAUGAAGACAGUCCAGGUCAGAAGAUGUGGCGACUGUAACUGAAUCUGGAGCCAGACACACGGGUUGGACAUGCCCAGGUUAUUCUACCAUGGACACAGACAUGAUACCAACAUUCACUUCAAAAGACCAGGAGAUUGACUACUGGAAGGCCUUAUCCCUCAAGUAUAAGAACAGUUACCAUGAGGCCCAGGAGGAGCUGCUGGAGUUCCAGGAAGGGAGCAGAGAGCUGGAGGCAGAGUUAGAAGCCCAGCUAGGACAGGCUGAACAUCGCCUCAGAGACCUGCACACAGAGAACCAAAGACUGAAGAGCGAGUUGGACAACCUCAAGGUAACAUACCAGUAUUCUCAGAGCUAUAAGCAGGUCUCCAUGUUAGAGGAUGACCUGGGACAGACCAGAGGAAUCAAGGAACAGCUUCAUAAAUACGUCAGAGAACUGGAGCAGGCCAACGAUGACCUGGAGAGAGCCAAGAGGGCGACCAUCGUAUCUCUGGAGGACUUUGAGGGUCGUCUGAACCAGGCCAUAGAGAGGAAUGCCUUCCUGGAGAGUGAGCUGGAUGAGAAGGAGUCUCUACUGGUCUCAGUACAGCGACUAAAGGAUGAAGCCAGGGACCUGAGACAGGAGAUGGUGGUGAGGGAGAGGACUGCAGACAGGAUGUCAGCCCCCAGCUCUCCUACCCUGGACAUGGACAAGAUGGACUCUGCUGUCCAGGCCUCCAUGUCCCUGCCUGUCACCCCUGUAGGGAAGGGCAUGGAACACCCGUUCAUCAACCCUAAAUCAUCAGUGUUAACAAAUGGCUGUGGGCCUGGCGGCUCACCUCUGACCCCAUCAGCAAGAAUCUCUGCUCUUAAUAUCGUUGGGGACCUUCUUAGAAAAGUGGGGGCGCUGGAGUCCAAGCUAGCUGCAUGUAGGAACUUUGCCAAGGACCAGGCGGUGAGGAAAACCUACUCCACGUCGUCAUCCAACAUGAUCACUGGGAACGGAAACCUCAUCAACAGCAACGCCACCAAGUUCUCUCACUCACUACACACCACCUACUACGACAAAACGGCUGUGAAUGGACUGGACCCCAGCACCCUGAGUGCCCUGGCGUCGCCCCGGACUGUUUCCCCUCCUGGCAUGCUGCCUCUCACCGUUUAGCAUGGCCCCCACCUCUGUACAAGCUCCCCGCAGAACAAGGUUACCCUCAUCCUUCACCCCAAACCCCCCCCCACACCAAAUCUCUGUACAACUCCUGUACGCCCCGCAGAACACUGAGAGGAGAGAACACUUGAAGAACCGUUACUGUGUGUGUGUGUGUGUGUGUGUGUGUGUGUGUGUAGGAGAGACACUUGACUGAAUGAUUGAAAAGGCCUCACUCACCUAUGAGUGGGUGGGGUUGGAUGCUGGGUGUGUUUGUGUGUAUUUAACAUACAGGCACAUGCCUCUGCCUGAGCUGUUCUUUGCUCAUGUGGAUGAUGCGUUGGUGACCUCUGUGCUCUGGAGUGUCUCCAUUUUGGCUCCAUCAAUUUAUCAAUUUCACUCUAUAACAGCUAUAUAACAGCAACUGUACCUGACAAAGGUCCCCAACGGACUGCAGCUUCCCUCCUCGUAACCUUUUAUUUACUUCUCUGAAUGAAUUGCACAAUUACAAAUAAUUUAUAUUUACAAUGUUGUAUUUAAAAAACUGAAAGGGGACUUUUUGCAAAGUGAGAUGAUUUCAUCAUUACUGUAUGUAUGCUUUAAGAUGUAAUAUCUCCUGUUUGUGUUUUAUGUUAUGGGGUCAGAUGGAGUUGAUGACCCUUAACCUCUAUGUACCGAAGAAUGACUGAAUUAAUGUUUACUGUGUUCAGGCUGUGAUCACAACCAUGUUCACUUAUUGGGCUGCAUCUCAAUAGUCCAGUUAAUAGCCUCAUCUCCUCGUCUCCUUCCUCUCAGUAGCCCAGUUAAUAGCCUCAUCUCCUCGUCUCCUUCCUCUCAGUAGCCCAGUUAAUAGCCUCAUCUCCUCGUCUCCUUCCUCUCAGUAGCCCAGUUAAUAGCCUCAUCUCCUCGUCUCCUUCCUCUCAGUAGCCCAGUUAAUAGCCUCAUCUCCUCGUCUCCUUCCUCUCAGUAGCCCAGUUAAUAGCCUCAUCUCCUUCCU
Molecule: messenger RNA, 2177 nt
Organism: Oncorhynchus tshawytscha (Chinook salmon)
Lineage: Eukaryota; Metazoa; Chordata; Actinopteri; Salmoniformes; Salmonidae
Gene: ndel1b
Product: nudE neurodevelopment protein 1-like 1b
Exons: 9
Coding region: 149-1198 (349 amino acids)
Biological process (GO): mitotic centrosome separation; establishment of mitotic spindle orientation; vesicle transport along microtubule
Cellular component (GO): kinetochore; centrosome; kinesin complex
Molecular function (GO): microtubule binding
Source: RefSeq, a predicted model, not a curated record